ACAGAGGAAGAGCACGCGCAAAACAAGACGAGAGAAGGCACGAGCCAUGUUCCCAGGAUUCAGGUGUCCGUGGAUCCCCUCCAGGUGUCAUUCCCACGGGUUAUGGCUCGGAUAAACGUGGAGUCGCUCAUACACCUCAGAUAAUAUGCCAGCGCAGUUGGCGCGGCUCCCGCUCUGUGGCGCAACAUGGCACGCGUAAAGAUGGGUCCGUUCGCUCUCCUGUGUCUCCCCGCGUGUCUCCUCCGUGUCCUCGUGCUCUCGCCCAGCAGCGGCCUCGGCAGCAUCCACGAGCGGUCGGCGGUCCCCCGCGCCGCGUCACGCUCCGUGGCCCGCAUGGACGGAGACGUGAUCAUCGGCGCGCUCUUCUCCGUCCACCACCAGCCCUCCGCGGAGAAGGUGGCCGAGCGGAAGUGCGGGGACGUCCGCGAGCAGUACGGCAUCCAGCGGGUGGAGGCCAUGUUCCACACGCUGGACCGGAUCAACGCAGACCCCAACCUGCUCCCCAACAUCAGCCUCGGCUGCGAGAUCCGGGACUCCUGCUGGCACUCCUCCGUCGCCCUGGAGCAGAGCAUCGAGUUCAUCCGGGACUCCCUCAUCUCGAUCCGGGACGACAAGGACGGGUCCAAGUGGUGCAUCGACGGCACCCCGUCCAACCAGCCGCCGCCUUCCAAGAAACCCAUCGCCGGAGUGAUCGGUCCCGGAUCCAGCUCCGUGGCCAUCCAGGUGCAAAACCUGCUGCAGCUCUUCAACAUCCCGCAGAUCGCCUACUCUGCCACGAGCAUCGACCUGAGCGACAAGACCCUGUUCAAGUACUUCCUGAGGGUCGUCCCGUCAGACACCCUGCAGGCCCGGGCCAUGCUGGACAUUGUCAAGAGGUACAACUGGACCUACGUGUCUGCAGUCCACACUGAGGGGAACUACGGCGAGAGUGGCAUGGAGGCCUUCAAGGAGCUGGCCUCUCAGGAGGGCCUGUGCAUCGCCCACUCGGACAAAAUCUACAGCAACGCUGGCGAGAAACACUUUGACCGGCUCCUGAGGAAAUUACGAGAGCGUCUCCCCAAAGCUCGUGUGGUGGUGUGUUUUUGCGAGGGCAUGACCGUCCGCGGCCUCCUGAUGGCCAUGAGGCGUCUCGGGGUGUACGGGGAAUUCCUCCUUGUUGGCAGCGACGGCUGGGCUGACCGGUACGAGGUUGUUGAAGGCUAUGAACAGGAAGCCGAGGGAGGAAUCACCAUGAAGCUGCAGUCAGAGGUGGUCAAGUCCUUUGACGACUACUACCUGAGGCUGCGUCUGGACUCCAACAGGAGGAACCCCUGGUUCACAGAGUUCUGGCAGUACCGAUUUCAAUGUCGCCUCUCGGGCCAUCCACAAGAAAACAAGAACUACAAAAAAAUCUGUUCUGGAAAUGAAAAUCUCCACGAGAACUACGUUCAGGAUAGUAAGAUGGGCUUCGUCAUCAACGCCAUCUACGCCAUGGCUCACGGCCUACACGACAUGCACAAGGAAGUUUGUCCAGGCCAGACGGGACUCUGCGAGGCCAUGGAUCCCAUCGACGGAAGCAAGCUGCUGGAUUAUCUGCUUAAGACGUCCUUCAGAGGAGUCUCCGGGGAAGACAUUUAUUUCGACGAAAACGGAGACACCCCAGGCAGGUAUGACAUCAUGAAUCUACAGAACGUGGGGGAGGAUCGCUAUGACUACUUAAAUGUGGGGUCCUGGCACGAGGGAAUCUUGAACAUGGAUGACAAUAAAUUAUGGAUGAACAGCAGUGACAUGGUUCGCUCAGUCUGCAGUGACCCCUGCUCCAAAGGUCAAAUAAAGGUGAUAAGGAAAGGUGAAGUGAGCUGCUGCUGGAUUUGCACGACGUGCAAGGACAACGAGUAUGUCCAGGAUGAGUUUACCUGUAAGGCAUGCGAGCUGGGAUGGUGGCCUGAUGAAGACCUGGCAGGCUGUCAACCACUGCCUUUGAAGUAUCUUGACUGGGCAGAUGUAGAGUCCAUAGUUGCAGUUGUUUUCUCCUGCGUGGGCAUCCUGAUCACCUCCUUUGUCACUUUUGUGUUCAUCCAGUACCGUGAUACACCUGUGGUUAAGUCCUCCAGCAGAGAACUAUGUUAUAUCAUUCUGGCAGGUAUAUUCCUGGGCUACAUCUGUCCAUUCACCCUGAUCGCGCGUCCCACAGUGGCCUCCUGCUAUCUACAGCGUCUCCUGGUCGGCCUUUCAUCGGCCAUGUGCUACUCUGCUCUGGUGACGAAAACAAACCGAAUUGCCCGCAUUCUGGCAGGGAGCAAGAAAAAGAUCUGCACCAGGAAACCACGUUUUAUGAGCGCCUGGGCCCAGGUUAUUAUUGCCUUUAUGCUAAUCAGCGUGCAGCUAACUCUGGAAAUAACACUCAUUAUUCUGGAGCCUCCCAAGCCCAUCAAGUCCUACCCAAGCAUACGUGAGGUCUUCCUCAUCUGCAAUACCAGCAACUUAGGCAUGGUGGCACCACUGGGAUACAAUGGCCUGCUAAUCAUGAGCUGCACUUACUAUGCCUUUAAGACAAGAAACGUCCCUGCCAAUUUUAACGAGGCGAAAUAUAUUGCCUUUACAAUGUACACUACUUGUAUUAUCUGGUUGGCCUUUGUGCCUAUCUAUUUUGGCUCCAACUACAAGAUCAUCACCACAUCCUUCUCUGUCAGUCUAAGUGUCACAGUGGCACUGGGCUGCAUGUUCACUCCCAAGAUGUACAUUAUCAUUGCCAAACCAGAGAGGAACGUCCGAAGCGCCUUUACCACAUCUGAUGUGGUGCGAAUGCAUGUUGGUGAUGGGAAGUCUGCGGCUCAGUGUGGCAGCAAUAGCUUCUUCAAUAUAUUCCGCCGGAAAAAGGCUGUGUCUGGAAAUGCCAAUUCUAAUGGCAAGUCUGUGUCAUGGUCUGAAUCAGGUGCAAGACACCCUCCGAAAGGGGGGAAUGUGUGGCACAGACUGUCUGUGCAUGUGAGGAAACAGGAAGCCGGCUUGAAUCAGACAGCGGUCAUCAGGCCCCUAACUAACACCCCCGACCCCCACAGUUCCGAGCCCUCCACCGAAAACCUUGGCACAGAGGCCCAUCUCCCCCAGGAGCCACCCGGCAGUAAGCCUUUGUGCAAUAUGGCGGAGGAAGAUGAUGAGGGUGAUUUACAAUGCCCCCUCUGGACUCCCUCACAACAGACUCAAGGAGUUGAUUCUGAUUUGGACGAGCCGGCCUUUUUUUUGCCCUCUAACUUGAAAUGCCCCAACCCAGAGCCCACGCAGAGGGCAGUGGUGAACACUCACAGCUCCCAUGUCCCUAGACCGAAUGACCACAUAGCCAGGAAGCCACUUCCUGCCAGCAAGCCUUUGAGCUUAAUACCCUCUCAACUUCCUUCAGCCUCACAAGUGGGAGCUUUUGAAGAGGAGUCUGGGGAUGAGGAACUGGACCUCUUGCACAGCUACAUCUAUGAUGCCAACGAAGAGAGGGAGGGGGAAAGCGGAGAAGACGAGGAGCUAGUUCAACACAAGUCAACUUUGCAGGAUUCAUUACCUCUGUCUCCCCCCUCCCCCUUCAGAGACUCUGUGUGUUCGGGGGACUCUAGCGGCUCCCCAAUCAUUGAGUCGAUGCUCGGUAGCUCAGUCUACGCCUCAAAUCUCCUGCAGAACUUCGCACACAGCUCCUCAACACUGUGAGAGCAAAACGGACCCCGAUACAUCGGAAACACAAAUGAACAUGUCAAACUGUUUAAGUAAAUAAUGUGCUUGUAUUUAUUCCUUUUAUUAGUAGAUGGUUUAUUAAAGUAGACAUUCACCAGGAGUUUAUU
Nematolebias whitei (Rio pearlfish) is the source of this 3806-nucleotide messenger RNA. It is a transcript of the gene grm1a, whose product is annotated as glutamate receptor, metabotropic 1a. The record is from RefSeq and is a predicted model, not a curated record. The coding region runs from base 187 to 3675 and encodes 1162 amino acids. The transcript is spliced from 9 exons. Gene Ontology annotation, biological process: G protein-coupled glutamate receptor signaling pathway; regulation of synaptic transmission, glutamatergic. NCBI's taxonomy places the organism in Eukaryota, Metazoa, Chordata, Actinopteri, Cyprinodontiformes, Rivulidae. Gene Ontology annotation, molecular function: adenylate cyclase inhibiting G protein-coupled glutamate receptor activity; G protein-coupled receptor activity involved in regulation of postsynaptic membrane potential. Gene Ontology annotation, cellular component: postsynaptic density membrane.